AUGUGGCACCUGGGAGGAACCUUUCUCGCUCGGUCCGUGUCCCGCUCCACCAUACACGCCGCACAUGUGAUUAUUGUCAACCACUUCCUCACCCUCACUGACUCAAAGAUUAUCCAUCUUUCCUCGUCCCCCCCAAUUACACUACUGCAACACAAAUCUCACUUGUACAUUGUGCUUCAACAAGUCCAAUGUUCAUUACCCACCACCGACAAAGAGGAGAAAGUACGGCAGACAAAUUGGACGAAACCGAAAACGCCGGGUACCUCAGGAAGUACAUACGAGCAAGCGGCUUUCCUAGUCCAAAGGUGGGGGAGAAAAAGAGGAGCGGCACGUGGGAAGCACAACAGCACCCGGUCAGAUGUUUGGCGAUAUCUUAAACCCUCUGCUCGCUCAGUGGCCAGUAAGAAGGCAAUGAUUGUGAUAAAUCGCGAGUGCAACGCAACAUCGGCCGGCAAAGACGGCCGACCUAUGAGGAGGGAAGAUGAAGCCGGUGAAAGCCCCAACGGUCUGGAAAAAAGGGCGGAGGUGAACCGUCGGCAAGUUAGUGACUGGCUCCGGCUACUUCUCCGAGACAAGCGAGAGGCCUACUGCUACUACUCAGUUUUCUAUCUGGAGGAUUGA
Neurospora hispaniola is the source of this 621-nucleotide messenger RNA. RefSeq lists its product as uncharacterized. Lineage: Eukaryota; Fungi; Ascomycota; Sordariomycetes; Sordariales; Sordariaceae. Bases 1 to 621 code for a protein of 206 amino acids. The transcript is spliced from 6 exons. The record is from RefSeq and is a predicted model, not a curated record.